Messenger RNA from Apis mellifera (honey bee), 4893 nucleotides. RefSeq names its product ubiquitin-protein ligase E3A (gene Ube3a). The coding region runs from base 684 to 3200 and encodes 838 amino acids. The record is from RefSeq and is a predicted model, not a curated record. Gene Ontology annotation, biological process: protein polyubiquitination. Gene Ontology annotation, molecular function: ubiquitin protein ligase activity. The transcript is spliced from 12 exons. NCBI's taxonomy places the organism in Eukaryota, Metazoa, Arthropoda, Insecta, Hymenoptera, Apidae.
UGCUCGAUUAAUCGAAAAUCUCGAAUCACAGCUGGUCGUGGCCGUGUUGAACAGUAGACAGCAGCUAAAAAAGUGCCACAAAAUAAUUAUUUUUCUUUCUUUCUCAGUGUCUUAAAAUUGACUUAAAAAUCGUGUAUCAACAGGAUCAACAAAUCACACGAUUGACGAACAUUAUAUGUUAUAUUUUCGUGUGUACUGUGUUUACCUAACCUCGAUCAAGCAUUCGUUUCAAAUUACAGACAAAUAUAUUUCAAGCACAUCAUAUAUUUUUUCUCUUUCUUUUCUUCUACUUCUCUUUCUAAUACUUUUCUAUCUAAUCACUCUAUCUUUUUUUUCUUAUUCUAUUUCAAAGUAUAUACAAUAGUGCGUAAUAAGUAAUAAAACGUAACACGAAUAUUGUAUCGUGAAUCUGUCGAUAAAAAAGUCUUACUAAAUUUAGUGAUAGUGUAUAAGUAGUUAACGAAAUAAUAGAAUAAGUAGAAGAAGCGAUCGCGGUGAGAUUUCUUAUUGCGAUAAACAGAAAGAAAGACAAAAUUUCGAAGAUUCACGGUCUAUGAACGCCAAGGGCCAAGGGGACCCUGGAGAAGAUCACGCUUCCAGAAUAUCUAUUACAAUACAAUAUUGUAAUCCCUACAUUCUGUUAUUAAAUUAUUAGGGGAGGAGCAAAGAGCCCUUGCAGCGACAUGAAGCGUGCAGUUGCCAAAAAAUUGAUUGAACGAUAUUUUUAUCAAUUAACUGAUGGAUGUGGCAAUCCUGAUUGUGAUAAUCAAAAUUGUGCAUCUAGUGGCAAAGUAACAAAUCUCACACCAAAUCAAGCUGCAGCACAAGCUAUUCAAUUAUUUUCCCAAGAAGCAAGACUUUGUGAUGGUACACAACCUAGUAAAGUAGCUCGAACAACUUUAGAACCUGGCCCAGCAUCAUUAGCUAAGAGUUUACCAGUUAAAAGUGUGAAUCCGACAUGUUCGGAUGAAGGAAAACAGGAUCCAUAUCUUACAGAAGCAAAACUAUUGGAUAUAAUAGAAAGAUGUAAAUCAGAGGGAUCUUAUUCACUAUUAAUUCGUACAUUGGGAGAGGUAUUUUCAUGUGCAAAGGCUUUGAGUCUUAGUUUCCAAAAAACAGUAAAAAAUGACUCUCCCUUGGCUGCACUUCUUGAUAGAGCUUCAGAUAGUUUAUUGAGGCCACCCGGUGACAUGGAUAAAGAAGCAAUCCGAUCUAUACAAGGAGAAGAUAAAGAAGAAGACAGCAGUGAACCAUCACCUACAGUUCCUAACAAUGAUGAUACUAGUAUUGAUUUACCAGCUGUACGAAGAGCUUUUGCUGCUCUUUGGUCCUUACCAGGAGAAGUAUUUAAGUCUGCUUUGGUUAAUGCACUAGUCACUUUGGCAGACAAUAUUGAAUUAGACUUGAGAGUAUUUCGUAUUAUGCCAGGAGAUAAUAUGGAUAGUUUAUUAAACGUAUUUUUAAUUGUAUUUGAAAUUCCUAUGCUUGGAAACAGUGAAUAUUUAGAACUUGCUCUUCAUAUGCUUUGUAAAGCACUGAGUUGUUUUCCUAUUGUGGCACAAGCUAAAUUAGCACGUGUAUGGGCUAAACAUUGUAAAUCUCGACUUCCAAGUAUUUUACAAGCCCUACAGGAAUUAAUAACUGUUAAGGUAAUAGGAGGUUCUUUUACACGAGAUUAUUGCGUUCAAGAUGCAGAUACUAUUACUGCACCCACAAAAGUUAUGAAAAUUUUAUAUUAUGCAAGUAUGUUAGCUGGUGAACUAGAUGAACCUGAUUUAAAUAUAGAUGAUGAUGGUGAAUCUACAAGUAAUGACAAAUCUGGAAGAUCUUUAUCACAAAUUCCUCAGGAUCCAUUAGCUAAAGAAUUAGGAAUUACUGCACUAGAUGCGCGGAAACCAUUUAUACCUUUCACUGAUUUUUAUAAUGAACCACUUAGUGAUGCAAUAGAAAUGGACAAGGACUUUGCAUAUUAUAAAAGUGAAGAACCUAUGAAAUUUAGUUUUAUGAAUUAUGCUUUUAUCCUCACUCCUGCUACAAAAACACUCGGUUUAUAUUAUGAUAAUCGCAUCAGAAUGUAUAGUGAACGUCGAAUGAGUUUUCUACAAACAGUUGUUGGACAGCCAACUAAUCCUUAUUUAAGAUUAAAGGUGAGAAGGGAUCGUUUAAUAGAUGAUGCAUUAGUCGAAUUGGAAAUGAUUGCUGUAGAAAAUCCAUCUGAUCUUAAGAAGCAAUUAGUUGUUGAAUUUGAAGGUGAACAAGGAGUCGAUGAAGGCGGAGUUUCCAAAGAAUUCUUUCAAUUGAUUGUGGAGGAGAUAUUCAAUCCUGACUAUGGCAUGUUCACAACUCAGGAAGAUACACAAAUGACAUGGUUUAACCCAACAUCAUUUGAAAGUGAUGCACAUUUUACGUUAAUAGGCGUUGUUCUUGGUCUUGCAAUAUAUAAUAAUGUAAUAUUAGAUGUACGUUUCUCUAUGGUGGUCUAUCGAAAAUUGCUUGGUAGAAAAGGAUGUUUUGCUGAUUUAGAAGAUUGGAGUCCCACACUGUAUCGAACAUUGAAGGAAUUGAUGGAUUAUACUGGAGAUGAUAUGCCAGAUACAUUUAUGCAAACUUUCAGAGUAGCUUACAAAGAUGUUUUUGGUUCAAUAUCUUUUCAUGAUCUAAAACAAAAUGGUGACGAACUAUUUGUGACACAAGAAAACAAAAAAGAAUUCGUAGAUCUCUAUGCAGAUUUUUUACUUAAUAAAUCAGUAGAAAGACAAUUUAAAGCAUUCAGACGUGGAUUUCAAAUGGUUACAGAUGAAAGUCCGCUUGCAUUACUUUUCAGACCCGAAGAAAUCGAACAACUUGUUUGUGGUAGUAAAGUUUUCGAUUUCGCGGAAUUAGAAGCCGCUACAGAAUACGAAGGUGGUUAUACCGUUGAUAGCAAAGCAGUACGUAAUUUCUGGCGUGUAGCACAUUCACUACCACCGGAAAGUCAACGAAGACUUCUUCAAUUUACUACUGGAAGCGAUAGAGUGCCAGUUGGUGGUUUAUCAAGGUUAAAAAUGGUUAUUGCUAGACAUGGUCCAGAUUCUGAUAGAUUACCAAUAGCCCACACAUGCUACAAUGUAUUAUUGUUACCAGAUUACAGUACAAUAGAGAAAUUACAAGAUCGUCUGUUAAAAGCAAUCAAUUAUUCGAAAGGUUUUGGCAUGUUAUAAGUGUGUAUAAAAGCUUUGAUAUCUUUCCCCAGUCUUUCAGAGUAUAUUGAAUUCUAAUUAAGAGUUCGAAAUUCUAUCCUUUUGUCCUGCUAUAAAGAUAUAUUUAUUCGAAAUUUAUGCAAACGCGUGGAAAUGUUCUGCUUUCGUAAAAUGAUUUGAAAAAAAAAAAUGAAAAAAAUUAUCCUCUAAUAAUACCUCGCAAUCGUUGUCCUCCAAUGUUUAUUUUGCAAGUUAAAAACUAGAAUUUUUCUACAAAAAAUAAUACAAAAUUUUUGCGAUAAUAUGCUUUGAAAUUUUCUUGCACCUCCGUGUUAUUUAAGGCGCCAAAGCAAAUUAACGCAUUUGAACAAGUCUUGCCAAGUUGUUUGAUAACUUGCACUUUUUCUGCACUUUAUUAUCAAUAUGAAAAAACAAUAUUUCAUUUCAUUUCCAAAUCAGCUUUUACAAAUUGGCUACUACAAUUUAUCUCAUUAAUUUUAAUCGUAAAAACAGAAAGAGAUGCAGCAUAAUGAAAUGCAUACAGCUUAAAAAUAAUAGUGAGAUGCGCGACUGUGAUGAGUGUGAAAAUGGACCGAGAAUAAUCGGUCAGAAUUUGUAGAGAAAUACGUAUCAUAGAUUUAGUGAAUCUUAUAGUUGGUACUCGAUGCUGCAAGGAAAAGCCGAGAAACACCCCUUUUGACGUUUAUCGUCAAGUUGUACACAAGACAUUUUAUAUAUUGCAAAAAAAAAAAAAAAAAGCAGAAUCAGGAUUGCUAAAUCUUUUUUCUUUCAUGUUUGUAUGUAACUCUUUGUUUUUACAUCACGUUUUAUCUUGAUACAUAAGUAUCAAAUAUAUAUGUGUAGUGUAUUGAAAGUCGUGGUACAAGCCAUAAUGAGGCUGUUUAUUGUAUAAAAAAUAUAUCUAAUAUGUAUGUAGAAUAACAAUUUCUUAUACAACUAAGUUUUCGAAAAAAUCAAGUUUAUUUGACAAAAGUACUUGACAAGAUAUUCCAAACUUGAUUUUCUCAAAAACGAAGUCUUUAAAAAUUUUUUCACAUAAAAUCAUCCUUUUUUUGACUUUUAUCAUGAUUUUCGAUACACCUUAUAUAUAUGAAUAUAUAUAGAUACGUAUACAUAUAACACUUGGGAAUGAAUUUGUAUAAACGUUUGUAAUCAGCGGCUUUCUUAAAAAAUUACUCUAUGUUGUCGGUUGUCUUAUUGUUAGUCACAUGACAAUAUAUAAAAUAAAGUUCUAACGAGUAUGUAAAUUUGUGCGCCAUUUAUUUUAGCAAUGUAUAGGAACAUAAGAAAUCUGUAUGUACGAAAAAAUAAUCGAAUUUAAAUGAAUCUCGUAUAUAUAUAUAUACUAUGUUGUCAAGUGAUAUUAGGUGCAAUUGAUAAUUUCAUCGUAUUUUCAUUUUCAAAGCAAACAUCUCCUCUCAGGAUGAAUAGAAAUGAAAAUUAAUUAAUAUUUACGCCGCUAUUACGAUCAAGAAGAACAAAUUAUAACUGGUGUUACAUUGUACAUGUAUUGUGCCGUAUUAAAAGAAAAAUCAGGAUUAUGUGUACUGAAAGUGAUCAAUCUACGAUCAAUCGUGUAUCCUGCUUCUUAAAUAUGAACGAUUCACAGAACCAGAACAAUUUCGAUUUUGUACCAAAGUCUGAUUAUAAUGAGAAAUUGCAUCUGGAAAAUAAAUGUCUUUUUCAUAAUCAA